UGGCGUGCGGCGGGGCCGGGCUGCGGCUGGCGGCGCUGGCAGCGCGGCGGGCGGCGGGCGCGAGCGGCGGGACCCGCGCUGCCAUGUCUUCGCAGUCUCACUGGUUGACAACAGAGGAGAGGACUCAAGUUUUACUCGAUCUCAAGGCUUCAGGCUGGUCUGAGUUAGGCGAAAGAGAUGCCAUCUACAAAGAGUUUAACUUCAAAAAUUUUAAUCAGAGGACAGAAGCCGUUCCCCUCUUCAUAGUUCAGGAAAAAGCUCGACAUACAGGUCUCGAGGGGACGUUCAGAGUUGUUAUUAGAGACCAAGCUUUUGGAUUCAUGACGCGUGUUGCUCUACAAGCAGAGAAAAUGAAUCACCACCCGGAAUGGUUUAAUGUCUACAGCAAGGUUCAGAUAACUCUGAUUUCCCAUGACCGUGGUGGACUGACCAAGAGAGACGUGAAGUUGGCUCAGUUUAUUGACAAAGCUGCUGCCUCAGUGUGACCAAGAUGUAAAAUGCUUUAAUACGGUGUCCACCAGUAUUUUGUAUUUAAAUGACAUCCCCCAUUCCUUGUAACCCUAGUUCACAAAAUGUAAGAAGAGUGGCUUAGUUUUGUUGGACUUUAAGACUUUAGUCUUGAGAUCCAUCUGGAUGCCUGUGCUUGUCCUUUGCUGUUACUGGCUCUGCACAGGGAGCAUUUCCACUGUGCCUGGCCAGUGCCCUCCUGUAGAUUUGUACCUCUUUGCCCUUCAGUGUAAGAGCUGCCAGGCCAGGUUAGUUUCCUCUGGCUUGGGACCUCCUCCUCUGCCCGUAGCCAAUGGAAAGUGCCAGGGAUGUCAGUGGGAGCAGCUCAAGCUGCUGCUGCUGCUGUUUCCUUGGAGUUGCAGCUCAAUUAGCAGUUACAACUUUGUGGUUAUUAGUAUCUUUUGUACUUGCCCGACAGCUCUUCGAACUCAUUUGCCCUUUUGGCACCCACAACGUAGCAGUUACAUCCAUCAAAAGUCAUGCUGUGUGCUUGAGAACUGUUCCCCAUCUGAGAAGCAGGACUGGAUCCUGCAGUUGCUCAAAGCCUUAGCUCUGGUCCAGAAAAUACAAAAAAACCUCCCAAUGAACUCCCAGCAGUCACAUCAUUAAAUGAAGCUGUGCUUCAGUGCUUGGCUGGGCCGACUCAGUGCUCAGCACCUUGCAGGAUGGAGCCAUUAUUUGUGUGGUACCUGCUGGAGCGGGGGGCUGUGUCUUGGCCGGGUGCCUGGAGCACCGUCCAGAGCUGCCGGCAGUGAAGGAAGCAGCAUUAGCAGGAUUCAUGUUAAGCUGGGCUCGGCUCAACUAUGCUCACCCUUUUUUUUUCUGUAGCUACAGUUACUCAUUGUGAACAUUGUUGCAAGAGCUGCCAAUCCCCACUGACAAGGUUUAAAAUCGUUUCUUUGGUGGUUUUGAAGUCUUUGGUUUUAUCCUCUGAUCCUCACCGAGGCAGAUUUCCACCACUGUCAGGGAGAUUUCAACCUGCUGCAGGCUGGCAGAGGGCCUCUGGCUCUGCAGCCCCGCUGCCGUGUCCCCAGCAUGCUCCGUCAUGCCCCGCCAGCAGCUCCCAGCACUGAGCUGCGGGAGAUUGACACCUCUGAAAUGCCGGAGCGCAUUGCUGGGAUGAUGCCGGCGGCACAGCCUGCGGCUCCCCAGCAGCGACACACACCGAGGCCAAAAUCCCGGUUGGGUGCACCUGCAAGGUGUGUGUGGUCCCUCAGAUAUUUGGGGUGCAAAAUGCCGCCAGGUGCCCCACAAGCAUUCGUGUCGAUGAAAAGAGAAAGGGAUUUUUUUUGUUAAUCCUUAGCAAGUGCGCUGUCAUGUGCUAAUUGGUGGCAGGAAGCAAGAUGUAAGAUGUUGGGGUUUAUUGUCAGUAAGCUUGCUUGGGAAAUCAAGCGAACACCUAAAAAGACUCCAAUUCAACCUACGUGCUCAACUGUUCUUUGCUCACAAGUGCCUUUCCUCAGUGAAGCAGCAGAUUUCCCUGAUAUGGUUUGAAAUGUUGUGAGGAAUGAAGGAAACUAAAACAAACAACUGGGCUGUGAUGUCUCCUGUUACUAGUGGGGAAGUGAAACAAUCUUCACCCAAAGUUUUGACAACAUCUCUAAUGAACUGUGAAAACUUUGUUGUUAGAAAUUGAUGUGUAAUGCCUGCGCUUUGAAUAAAACCAAUAAAAUCAAA
Messenger RNA from Colius striatus (speckled mousebird), 2184 nucleotides. RefSeq names its product pterin-4 alpha-carbinolamine dehydratase 2 (gene PCBD2). Gene Ontology annotation, molecular function: 4-alpha-hydroxytetrahydrobiopterin dehydratase activity. The transcript has 5 exons. Gene Ontology annotation, biological process: tetrahydrobiopterin biosynthetic process. Lineage: Eukaryota; Metazoa; Chordata; Aves; Coliiformes; Coliidae. The record is from RefSeq and is a predicted model, not a curated record. Bases 84 to 485 code for a protein of 133 amino acids.